AUGUAUGUGGUGGGUGAUGUUCCUACAAUUGCUUCUGUAAAACGUUACAUAGCUGCAAAUUGGAGUCGGGUAGGAGUUCCUAAUGUUUUCCUGCACGAUGAUGGCUACUUUGUUAUUAAAUUUAAUUCGCUUGCUGAGAGGGAUGAAAUUCUUUGCAAAGGACCCUAUACCUUCUUCAAUAAACCUGUGAUCAUUAAACCUUGGACAGCUGCUUUCAAUUUCUAUGAGGAGGUAUUGAAGGUAAUCCCUCUUUGGGUGAAACUGUCUAACCUUCCCCUCAACUGUUGGAGUUGUGAUUCACUUAGUAGGAUAGCAAGCCUUCUGGGUGUGCCUGUGUGUGCAGAUGACUGUACCACUAGACAGCAAAGGGUAUCUUUUGCUAGGUUGUUAGUUGAGAUGGAUGUCACUGCUAAUCUGCCUGACCAUGUGUGGAUUGAAGAUGUCAAUGGGAAUGAAUUCAAGCAGCAGGUGGUGUAUGACUGGAAGCCUUCAUAUUGUAAGAAAUGUCAGAUGCCAGGACACAACUGUGAUACAGUUCCUGUUAGGAAGGUUCCACCAGUGGUGAAAAAAGUGUGGGUUCCUAAGAAGCAGCAGAAUAGGGCCGGGUGA
Molecule: messenger RNA, 609 nt
Organism: Spinacia oleracea (spinach)
Lineage: Eukaryota; Viridiplantae; Streptophyta; Magnoliopsida; Caryophyllales; Amaranthaceae
Exons: 1
Coding region: 1-609 (202 amino acids)
Source: RefSeq, a predicted model, not a curated record